Homo sapiens (human) is the source of this 3249-nucleotide messenger RNA. It is a transcript of the gene SLC30A2, whose product is annotated as solute carrier family 30 member 2. Gene Ontology annotation, cellular component: mitochondrial inner membrane; cytoplasmic vesicle; vesicle membrane. Gene Ontology annotation, molecular function: zinc ion transmembrane transporter activity; monoatomic cation transmembrane transporter activity. The transcript has 8 exons. Gene Ontology annotation, biological process: monoatomic cation transport; transmembrane transport; zinc ion import into mitochondrion. NCBI's taxonomy places the organism in Eukaryota, Metazoa, Chordata, Mammalia, Primates, Hominidae. Bases 223 to 1341 code for a protein of 372 amino acids. The record is from RefSeq and is marked reviewed.
GACCCGAGACACGGGAGCGCUUGGCACGCGGAGCCAGAGCCGGAGCUGCAGCCGCAGCGGGAGCCGGGGGAGCUCAGGGGCCGCAGGAGCCGGGCCGGAGUGAGCGCACCUCGCGGGGCCCUCGGGGCAGGUGGGUGAGCGCCACCCGGAGUCCCGCGCGCAACUUUCAGGGCGCACUCGGCGGGGCGGCUGCGCGGCUGCCGGGACUCGGCGCGGGACUGCAUGGAGGCCAAGGAGAAGCAGCAUCUGUUGGACGCCAGGCCGGCAAUCCGGUCAUACACGGGAUCUCUGUGGCAGGAAGGGGCUGGCUGGAUUCCUCUGCCCCGACCUGGCCUGGACUUGCAGGCCAUUGAGCUGGCUGCCCAGAGCAACCAUCACUGCCAUGCUCAGAAGGGUCCUGACAGUCACUGUGACCCCAAGAAGGGGAAGGCCCAGCGCCAGCUGUAUGUAGCCUCUGCCAUCUGCCUGUUGUUCAUGAUCGGAGAAGUCGUUGGUGGGUACCUGGCACACAGCUUGGCUGUCAUGACUGACGCAGCACACCUGCUCACUGACUUUGCCAGCAUGCUCAUCAGCCUCUUCUCCCUCUGGAUGUCCUCCCGGCCAGCCACCAAGACCAUGAACUUUGGCUGGCAGAGAGCUGAGAUCUUGGGAGCCCUGGUCUCUGUACUGUCCAUCUGGGUCGUGACGGGGGUACUGGUGUACCUGGCUGUGGAGCGGCUGAUCUCUGGGGACUAUGAAAUUGACGGGGGGACCAUGCUGAUCACGUCGGGCUGCGCUGUGGCUGUGAACAUCAUAAUGGGGUUGACCCUUCACCAGUCUGGCCAUGGGCACAGCCACGGCACCACCAACCAGCAGGAGGAGAACCCCAGCGUCCGAGCUGCCUUCAUCCAUGUGAUCGGCGACUUUAUGCAGAGCAUGGGUGUCCUAGUGGCAGCCUAUAUUUUAUACUUCAAGCCAGAAUACAAGUAUGUAGACCCCAUCUGCACCUUCGUCUUCUCCAUCCUGGUCCUGGGGACAACCUUGACCAUCCUGAGAGAUGUGAUCCUGGUGUUGAUGGAAGGGACCCCCAAGGGCGUUGACUUCACAGCUGUUCGUGAUCUGCUGCUGUCGGUGGAGGGGGUAGAAGCCCUGCACAGCCUGCAUAUCUGGGCACUGACGGUGGCCCAGCCUGUUCUGUCUGUCCACAUCGCCAUUGCUCAGAAUACAGACGCCCAGGCUGUGCUGAAGACAGCCAGCAGCCGCCUCCAAGGGAAGUUCCACUUCCACACCGUGACCAUCCAGAUCGAGGACUACUCGGAGGACAUGAAGGACUGUCAGGCAUGCCAGGGCCCCUCAGACUGACUGCUCAGCCAGGCACCAACUGGGGCAUGAACAGGACCUGCAGGUGGCUGGACUGAGUGUCCCCCAGGCCCAGCCAGGACUUUGCCUACCCCAGCUGUGUUGUAAACCAGGUCCCCCUCCUGACCUCUGCCCCACUCCAGGAAUGGAGCUCUUCCCAGCCUCCCAUCUGACUACAGCCAGGGUGGGGACUCAGCGGGUAUAAAGCUAGUGUGACCCUGCUCUUCCAGCUCCUGGGCCAGCUCUGGAAGGGCUGUAUUUGGGCCUAAUCCUCAGCAAAUGUUCUACCACUCGCAGGGGCAAAGGUGGUGAGCCACGGGACGUCCAAGGGGAGGCUGGCCCCAGCGCGCCCAUACUGCCUGCCUCAUGCCCCAUUCUCAGCCUGGCUGGCCUUUGCCUUUAUGAAUCUGAGCCCCUCCAUCUGCCUAUAGCAAUAGGCACGGGGGUGAGGACCCUCACACUCUCAUUUGAGCCUCCCUGAGGCAGGGAGCCAGGAGGCACCUGAGGCCUAUCUGUGCCUUAGUCACUUCAGCUAUGAGCCAAAUGUUCCCUUUCCUGGAGGGGAGAGGCUUCUUACUAGGUAAGAGACAGGUUUCCUCUUUCCUUAUUUCCUCAGCUGUGCCAACACAAAAAACAACUUUGGCACAGGUGGUGGGCAGGGGGUAGAGAGAUUUCAGCUUGGGUUCUGCACUAACAGCCUCCAAGCCCCCUGGCACUUCUGUUGCCCUGAGAGUGUCCCAGGGGAUUCAGAGUCUCCAGAAAGAUAUGGCUGGGCCAACUCUGUUGCCUACCUGGCCUGACCCAGUCGGAGCCUGACAUGGUGGAGGGAAAGGGAGACAAGUGGGGCUGCACUCGGUCCAGAGGCCAGCUAGGAGGGAAACCGCAGCUUCCUGGGGCUUGUGUGUGAAGAUUCCUGACUUAGGGGUGGCUUUUGUUUACAAGAUGCAAGAGGGGAAACCUGUCCCCGACUCAUCGAGACAACAUGCCCAGUUAUCAGGGAGUCCUGUGUCACAAGGUCUGUCUCUGCCAUUGUAAGCAAGUGCCUUGGGCGAGCUGGCCUCUGCCCCACAGUCUCAUCUGUACACCGACAGGGUUGAUGCCUCCCUCACAGGGUUGAGAACAAGAGCCAGUUGGCCAAGUACCUGUGGUUGUUGAAGAUUGGUUACUUUUACCAUCCUGGGGACAGGGAACUCUGUGGCCCGAGGCUGCCUCACUGAGGAGUCAGGUGGGCUUCCCAGCCUCCCCAGGGGCAGUGCUGAGUUUGUCUUGACUGUUCUGGCCCAAGGUGGGAGGAGGUGGGUUUGGUCACUUGCCUCCCACUUUAAAUCUCUGUCUUUCCAUCUGUGAAAUGACCUCUUUGUGCCUUCCCAGCACUGUCAUCCUGAUCGCCUGUGUUCUAGGUAGGUGGGUCCUUCAGCCCCUCCAGGUCUGUGAAAAGUCUGUGGAAAGCACUGGCCUGGAGAGGGGUGGGGGGUUGCUGGUGGGUGCUCCAUUCCACCACAAUCUCAGGGGACUCAACCUCCCCUACCCAACUCCCCACCCCCACCCAAGCCAUGGCAGGCCCCAGGAACUUGAUCCUGGGCUUUGCCGUAUGCCAAGUCCUUACACCCCUCUCAAGAGACAGUCAUUGGCUGGGCACGGUGGCUCAUGCCUGCAAUCCCAGCACCUUGGGAGGCUGAGGCAGGCAGAUGACUUGAGGCCAGGAGUUCGAGACCAGCCUGGCCAAUAUGGCGAAACCUCAUUUCUACUAAAAAUACAAAAACUAGCCAGGCGUGGUGGCUUGUGCCUGUAAUCCCAGCUACUCGGGAGGCUGAGGCAGGAGAAUCGCUUGAACCGGGGAGGCAGAGGUUGCAGUGAGCUGAGAUCACACCACUGCACUCCAGCCUGGGUGACAGAGCGAGACUCCAGCUU